Molecule: messenger RNA, 10758 nt
Organism: Ceratina calcarata
Lineage: Eukaryota; Metazoa; Arthropoda; Insecta; Hymenoptera; Apidae
Exons: 11
Coding region: 2464-9903 (2479 amino acids)
Biological process (GO): proteolysis
Cellular component (GO): plasma membrane
Molecular function (GO): protein binding; serine-type endopeptidase activity
Source: RefSeq, a predicted model, not a curated record
UCAAAUGAAAAAUUCAUGCGAAGCUUCUUUCAACGAAAUAAGAGAAUCGAUUACUUUGUGUAACUGUGUUUAUUGAUUUACGAAGAGGGAGGAAUACAGGAACUGGAAAUUAGCAAAGCGGAGGAAGCGGAGAUCUGAGAGCCGCGUUAAAAGAAGCGGACGAAGGGAAACACAGAGCCAGCAAAAUGGAACGAAGACGGUUGAAAAGCGGUUCAAAGGCGGUCGUAAUUAUUUUUUCAACACACAAACGAGCACGAAAGCGAACCGUAGAGACGAAAGGGAGAGGAGUAGAGUGAAUUAUUAGCGGACACACGCGGAGGUCAGCGAUGUGCAUCCAAGUGUCCGCUGACACAGCCUAGCCCCUUUACCUCUCGAUUUCAACGUGUCUCCAGAUAGAUAAAAAUUCUUUAAGAUACGUCAAAAACAUUGUCGAACGACGUUAAGAUCCAGAAAUAUUUAUCUUCUAUCAGGAAGCGUAGAAUUUCAUUUCCUAUCCAGUCUUAUAUUGCUCGCUCGGAUACGAUCAACGUUAACGACGUCGACUUUACAUAAUCGUGGCGUUGCACACGGCAGUAACGUUAAUUGCGCAAGGGGCCAUAAUAAAAUGUAUCGAAAACUGUCGAACACGCAUGCAGGGAAAGCUUACGAGUUCAUUGUUCCGAGGAGGUCGGUUCGGGCCAAUUACGCCUAAAAACGCAUUACACACCGCGACGCUUAAUCGUCUAAUUAGCGGGAACGGUAUGGGCCGCGCGAUUAACGUUGCGCAACGGCGAAUAAAAAUUUGCUGAAACAGUGAUUCACGCGAAGCCGAUCACGGUCCUCGAUUCACUCGACGCGGAAAUUUUGCGUGCGGUACUAACACAAGUUUUCGUUCAUAGCGUGCGAACGAAUAAUUUGCUACUUUUACCAUGUGAAUGGUUGUUCUUGUGUGAACACGAAGUGAAGUAUGAAAAGCAGGUAUAAUUUCAGACAUCGCAGAAUUCGUUUCGUAAUAAUAAUUAUUUACUUAACUGAUUUUUUAAUAUGUACUUCUUGCGUUCUUUUUUCUUUUGCAAGGAAAGAGCUUAAAGUGUCACGGCAAUGGCUAAUGAGUUAGAAUUUGCAAGCGUAUUAUUCGAAAGUUUCACGUAACCCACCCGAUUUAUUGUGAUGGAGAGUGCGUAAUUACUAUGCCGGCGCUGGCCUGCCACCGACUGAGGUGAAUAGUAAAAUGUUUGCUGCUUUUAUCGGAUAGUAAAACAGAGAGUGAUUGACUGUGCGAUCGUAAAUGAAAAUUAUGGUGAAACACGAGCUAACAGGCAUUUGUAGAAUCCCUAAUUUGCAAAACGCAAUGAUAGUAUCUAGCAUGCCAGGCAGCUUCACUUAAGAAAGAAUGAUUAGUUAUUUAUUUUUUUAACAUUCUACCCACGAGGAAGAUAACGAUUGAAAUAAUAAUUGGACCAUCUGGUGUCGGUUUUACAGCUGCAGAAAAAGCAGAAGCCGUAAAUCGGGGACAGGACGCGUUCUUACGCCACUGAGGCGCCAGGAUUAGACAAACGGGAAUACCUACAGGUGAAUAGUGUUCAGAAUGAAAAGGAACAGGUUCAGCAAGAAGGGGUCCAUCGUGUUCCCGAUUCUAUAAUUCAAUCCUACUUCAAUAUUCACGAAAUAUAAUAUCAAAAUCUUCAUGGAUAUCAGAGUACCUAAAUUUCUAUUUAAAGCACAUUUUGCCAAAAGCGUAUCAAAAAUAUUUUGUAUUGCAUAAAUUCGAACAUCUCGCCUUUUAGUUCAAUAUUUAAUUGCCAUCUUUAGAGCAUUGAACUAUGCGAGACAAGCAAUCGUAAGGAAUAUGAAUUAAACAUUCAGACGACCUUCGACAUUAUAAUUAAAGGGGAAAAAAAGUGAUAUCUUACGCCAGUGUAAAGAACACCGGUCGAAUGGGGUAUCAGGUGAAGUGCUGCCACCAUAGGAGGAAAAUCUACAGGUGAAUGAGCAGUCCUGGUGUGCAGGGAUCGUGAAAACGAGCAGCAGGUCUUCGUGAAGUAAGAGGGUUGCCCGUCUCUCCCACUUCAGGGCCCGUCGGACGAGUGGUAGGGGAUCUACGACGCUUGCGCGCCGACGUCUGGGUCCUGUGACCGAUCGCAGCGGCCAGCUACGGGGGCCCAAAGUCUGUUUCCAUCGCGAGGGAAGGCCUCGGGUCUGCUCGUCUCGUCAGUCCGCGUUUUCCCGCGUUUCUUUCGCAUCGCCGCGACUUUCCACCGCGAAAAUCGGUUCAUCGCGAGUGCACCACGUGAGCCACCGGAUAUCGGACGCACGCAGGAGUCGUUUUCAGGCCCCCAGAGGAGAGAUCACUGGGUUUACUGUGUGCUUAAGUGUCAUGGAGAUCUAGGAACGCCAGCAAGGAAUCGAUACGUAUGAGAGUCGAUACCGGGUGAUCGUGAUCAGGUGAGGGUCCAAGAAGCGUUUCGGUGAGGCGUAUUCGAGAUGUCGAUGUGCGAUGGUAUGGAUAACCCAGCGUUCGCCAGCGACGAGUGCACGAUCGAGGCGAAGCUGGAGGAUAGCCAGCAGCAGCAAGUAACCUUGGACCGUGAUCACAAGUCGGAGCCCGUGGAGAACGGGCACGGAAGGACCAGCCCGGAUCCGCACCACAGGACCGAGACUAAGAUCGAGCUACCAGAAUCGAACGAAAAGACCGUUGAACCGAAGCUGAACGGUGUACACGGGAACGGGAAUAAUAACGAUGCCAGCUUCUUGAACAACAGCGCGACCAGCGUUCAGAUCAAUGACACUGGAAAGAAGGAGCAAAUCGAGGCGGUGAAUUUGGAGUUGGUCUCGAUGAGGCCCUACGCGGGCAACAAUCUACAGACGAAGGGUCAAGAGGCCUGCGAAGUUCCAGCUGAUCCCUACGAAGAGUAUUUCGUUCCGGUGAACGAGCAUCGAAAGUACAUCAGCAGGGGUCCCGAGGCCGAGGUUGAAACGACCGUGGCUGGAGUGCGUUUUGAUUUGGGCCCCGGCGUCGGCCGCGAGGGACUCAGCCUGAGAGACCCAGCCGCCGGACUGGUCGACUAUUCCCACUGGCUGACAGCCCUCAGGGGCGAGAAGCUUUACGUGACUAAGGACAAAAGGUCCAGGAGCUCCUACUGGAGAAGGAUGGCCUGCUGGGGAUGUGGUUUAGUCGUACUACUGGUAGCAGUCAUCAUUGCCAUUUUGGCUGGAACUGGAGUAAUUCUGACGCAAGAAGCCUCGGAACCACUGGAGAAUCUCCAACAGACUAACUCCCGACAGUUUGGUGACGUGCGGACGGCGGGAAGUCAAGAAUACGUGAAGGAUCCUCCAUCGAGUCCACCACCAGCGACUUCCAGCGUUCCACCCUGGCCAACGACCGACGAAACGAUUUACAACAUUGUUCCUAAUGCUUUAGACGGGGUAUUGAAACUUGACGAGUUCCGAUGGGACACGGAGAUGGACGAUCCCAAAUCGAGAGUAUACAGACAAGUUACUUCGGACAUAGAAGACUACUUGAAGAGCACGCUGCAGCAGCCUGAUAACGAAACGAUCGUAAAAGUGUACGACAUAAACAAAGAUGGAGAAGUGAGGUUUCGAAUCAGUUAUCCACCCCGUUCGGUGCCCGAAGAGAUGCAGCGGAUGAUCGAAGAAACGGUGCAGACUAAUGGCAACAUGAUUGGACGUUACCACUUGAACAGUCUCAGAGUGAAUAAAUUAGUGGAUCAAUGUGAAAAUAAUAAUCUUGGUUGUUCCGAACAGUGCAAAUACGAUUAUUCUAAAGGACUUUUCGUUUGUGUUUGCAAUGCUGGGAAAAUGUUGGAUAAUGAGGGGAAGAAUUGUAUCGAUGAGAAUGAUUUGAGUAACGUGGAAAUGGACGACGAGGUACUGCAGGGUAAUACGAAAAUAGUGCAGGACACUGUUCAAGGAAGGAGCAGGGGACCUGGGUCUGUUUUUGAACCCAGGAGGCCUGACGAGUGGGGCCACGUGGACGUCAGUACCGAAAGUGCAAGUACGAGUCAAAGCGAUAAAUCUAUAGAAUCAAAUGAUUCGGGACAUGAUCAUUCGAUGCACGAUCAUUCGGAACACGGUCACUCAAUGCACGAUCAUUCGGAACAUGAUCACUCGAUGCACGAUCAUUCAGGACAUGAUCAUUCGGAACAUGAUCACUCGAUGCACGAUCAUUCAGGACAUGAUCAUUCGGAACAUGAUCAUUCCAUGGACGAUCAUUCAGGACAUGAUCAUUCAAUGCACGAUCAUUCGAUGCACGAUCAUUCGAUGUCUGAUCACUCGAUGCAUGAUCAUUCGGAACAUGAUCAUUUUACUGUUGAGCCAAAGUCGGAACCAGAACCGUCUGCUGUACCAGAACCAUCAACAGAACCGGAACCUUCUGCAGAACCAGAACCAUCAGCAGAACCAAAACCAUCUGCUGAACCAGAACCAUCAGCAGAACCAGAGCCAUCAGCAGAACCAGAACCGUCAGCAGAACCAAAACCUUCUGCUGAACCAGAACCAUCUGCAGAACCAGAACCAUCUGCAGAACCAGAACCGUCAGCAGAACCAGAACCUUCUGCUGAGAACCAAAACCAUCUAGAACCAGAGCCAUCAGCAGAACCAGAGCCAUCAGCUGAACCAGAAUCAUCAGCUGAACCAAAACCUGUCGAAGACCUGAGUUUCGUUAACCCGAUAGCUUCUACAGAAAUGAAAAGCAGCACUGAGACAACCAUUCCUAGUGAAGUGAAGACAACCAUUCCUACAGUAGCUUCUGACGAGUUGAGAUCGAAUACAGAAGCCUCUGUGGAACUAAAGUUCUCUAGUGAUCCAGAAUCUUCAACAAAGUCAACGAGUGAACAUUCUGUAAUAUUAAACCAACCAGAUUUCACUACUAUAUCUGGAAUGUCUGACGAAAUGACGACUACUGAACAUGAAGUACUGACAUCGCCAGAUACCACGACUGAUCACGGCGAUGUUGAACAUUCCACCGAAAUGCAAGAUACUACGAAGUCUGAAGACACCACAGAGAAAAUCUCGUCUACCGAAUCAAUGCAUAAAGCAAUUGAUACUGUAACUGAGCCGUCUUCCUCUGAAACGUCGGAUUCUCCUGAAUCUCUUUCUACGAAACCUGAGAGUAUUACUCCUCACGUUACUACAAAUAUGGAAUUGGAAUCUACGACACCGAUGUCGAUAGAAACUACAUUAGCCAACGAAGAGAAGUCUGACGAAAUGGAUAACGACGCAUCUCUGACGGUAAUUCCUUUAACGCUCGAGAAGGAUGAAUCGUCGCCAUUUGAAGAUCAUUCGGAAUCAAGCGUGACGGUAAUGGACACAACGACGAGAGAAGACGAUGAAAAUAAAAUGACAACGAAUUUCAUCGAAAUGGAUAGAACAAGCACGCCGAAGAAUGAACAAGUUCCUGAGACCAGCAUGUCACACGAUGAAUCUGAAUACACUACGAUGAACAUAAUCAACGAGAAGUCUAAAGAAUCCAGCACUCAAUCUUCAAUGUCUGAAGAUGAGUCAACCACGAAUUUCGGGACAACCCUUGUAACAGAGACCACGUCAGAAAACAUGUCUGAACUGAACUCAAUUAUAGAAACAACUAGUGGCGAACCGAAGUCACUGAACGAUUCAGUAUUAUCCGAUGAAUCUGUUUCGGUCCGACCAGAGUCAAGCUCGCGCGAAGUCAAUGAGACGAACGUCAUCGAGCACAUGCCGACGACAGUGUUUCCCAAACUGCCAAAGAAUUUCGGUCACAACGUGGAACCCUUGAUAGAGCCGCUUAAGAACGAAACGAGCGACGAGCACAUCAUGCUGAUACCAAAAAGUGAGGAAGUUGCUGAUCCUCAUGCAAUCAUUCCUCAGUUAAUCCCUGAAGCGAGUCAAACUUCGAACGGUUCGACGGUGGAGAACAAGAUCGAAGCUUCCACCGAGUCUUCUGUAGUUUUACAUCCUUCCACGUCUCGAUUAGGAGAAAACGUGGUUUUUGAGAAUGUAGAACAUUCAACGAACCACCCUUUGCACCCAGCCGUGUUUCCCGAGAACACGGUCGAGCACACUACAGAGAAGUUCGAUCCUGCUUAUGAUAAACACGUAGACGACAUGUCACCGUUCCUGCCGGAUGUCCAAAAAGAAAAGGAAGUGAAGAAGGCGCCCAGAUUGGACAAGGACGAACAGGACGUUCCGAAUCCAUUCGAGGGACACGUGGAAGACGUGGUCACAUAUAAACCUUUAGUAGAAACUUCCACUGAGGCAAAAAUUAAUACCAGUGAACCGAAAGAAUCUUUAAACGAUGUUCAUUCAGAAACGCAGACCAUCAAGUCGUCUGAUGAAGGUGACAAAGUGACGAAUGUCGAAGUUGGAAAUGAAGUCGGCCGUAGUUUCAACGACCUCAAUAUUAACGGCACAGAACACGAGAUUCAAAGCGGACUGCACGUUUAUGAUAACAAACCAGAAGUAAAUGAAAAUACUGAAGAAGACGAAGAAGCGUUGAAGGUGGUACCAUUAGAGGAACAGUUCAAGGAAGCUGAGACCACUGUGAAGGUGGAGACAACUGCAGAGCCUAAUACAGUCACGAUGAUUCCAGUGAACGAAACCGAAAUUAAAGAUCCAGUUGUAACUAAUAUUACAAUUGAUAAACCAGAAGAAAACGCUGUAGAAGAUCAGUACAAUGAUAUAAACGACGACACGGUGUACCAGCAACCUGACUCAAAGAUUCAUAAAAAGAUUGAGGACGAGUCUAAGAAAUUCAUUAUUAAUCAAGUGGAGUCAAUUAAGACGACAGAAGAACCGGUUACAAACGAUAAAACGAAUGUUACGACGAAUGACACUGAAGUUACGAUGACUACAAUUAAAAAUGUACCGGAUAAACAUAUGGAAGACGCGAAAUUCACCACGCAGAUACCAGUACUGCCACUGGAGAUACAACAAGAUAUGUCGACUACUGAGAAAGUGGAAAGUACGACAGUAGAAGAAAAUCAUCGUAAAGAAAAUAGCACGGAACAUCAGAAUAUCAGUGCUCACAUCGGUUCUGAAGACGUUACCACGGUUCAGACCACGCACAUGUCGAUGGAAACCAAGACCACGGCUCAGGUUCCAAUACUACCAGAAGAAUUGCAAACUACUGAGAGCGAAGCAGUGUUGACUACGUCCACUGUGAAAUCAGAUACUGAGACGAGGACUGCUGACUCUGAUAUGAUCGAAGAAAAGAAUUCUACUGUCGUUAAUAAUAAUAAUAAUAAAACCGAAGAGAUGGUAAUUAGCACGGACCGACAAAUAAUUCGAAAUGAUACGGAAAUUAAUAGCACUUUGUCACAAGAAAACGUUUCUAUGAACAUCACUAAUGCAAAUGAGGAAAAAGAAAAUGCAACAGAAAAUUCAGCGAUCAGCAGUGAAACUACAGAAUCGCAAAAGUCCGAACAAAUUUCGAGCACGACGGAGAACAUCAAGCCAGUUACUGAAAUAUUAGAAGACGAUACUCUUCCAGUAACGUUUGAUUACAGAACACGUUUCACUACUCCUACACCGAAGAUAUUGCCCGACAUGGACGUAGGAGAAUUGUCCGAAGAAGAUUUAAGAGUGAUACCAUUAGAGAAGACUAUAGAAGUGAAGAAGAAAUCGACGGAUAAGAAAUUGAUUGAUAAAUAUAAGUAUAAGAAGGAGAAGGAAUUGAACUUCGAGGAGGACGAUGAUAAGAACGUUUUAACAGAAAUCCCAGCUACCAUAUAUUCGACAGAUCAUGAUUUGAACGUAGUUGGGACGGACAACAACACGGAAGUGCCGGCGUUUAUAGAAGCCGUGCCAAAAUUAAAAAUUAUCGAGACGACCAAUCAGACGGGAAGUUCCAUUAAUGAAACUACCACAAAAAGAAGCUUUAUCCCUGUUUUCGAAGAAAUAACGGAAAUAGAACCCGUGACAGAGCCGUUCUUUCGAAACUUCUAUCACCACCGAUCGACCGUGGGCUCGGCGACAGAAAAUCCAUCGAACGAAUCAGGCAACGAGAGCCACGUAGCAAUCAGUGGAGAAUCAGAUAACGUAAAAGUGAACCAGACAGGCUCGUGGCCUUCGGUGCUUCCUACGACACGUUCGUCCGCUGCUUCAAUUUCUCAAGAAGCGAACGUAAACCAGAUUGCGAAAGAUGCGAGCAUCGUACCUAAGCAGACUAAAUCGUCAGAGGAAAGCACCAGCCAUAUCGACGUUUCCUUUUUAAAUCUACCUCCGAACGUCGUCUUUUCUAAAUGUACAGCUGGUCAAUUCCAGUGCGUAAACGGAACGUCCAGAGACGGAGCAUAUUGUGUGCAAUUAUCAGCCAAAUGCGACUCUGAGAAUGAUUGCUCGGACGGUUCGGACGAACUGAAUUGCCAGAAGGAAGGCUGUCCAGGAAAUUUCCAGUGUGCCAGCGGCCAAUGUCUAAAAAGAGAUCUGGUUUGCAACAAGAUAGUCGAUUGCGAUGACGGAAGUGACGAGGCUUAUUGCGAUCAAUGGAAAUGCCAGUUCGACGAGUUUAAAUGCCCCAAUGGAAGAUGCAUUCCUGGUAUCUGGCAAUGCGACGGGCGGCCAGAUUGCGAAGAUCACCGGGACGAGUACAAUUGCGCGGAAAGUUGCGGGAACGACGAGUACCUCUGUCCAACAGAAAAAUGGUGCAUACCGUUGACUUGGCACUGCAACGGAAUCAGCGAAUGCGCCAACGGGGAGGAUGAAAAAUUAUGCGAUUGUGCCCUCGAUCAGUUCAAGUGCCAAACCGGAGGCUGCGUGGCUGCCGACCAGGUCUGCGACGGUAUCGAACAUUGCCCGGAUCAUUCUGACGAAUGGGGAUGUUUAAUGGUGAACAUGACCAUGGAAAGAAAUGCAACAGAUGGAGAGAAGAAAGACAGUGACAAUAGUACGGCUCAGGAGUCGAGCGAAAGUCCCUUAUUAAAAAUAAGACAACACAACGGCGAAUACCGUCUGGUUUGCUCCGACGGAUGGACCGAGGAAUUCAGCAAUUCCUACUGCCAAGCUUUAGGAUUCGCUGGCUCGGAGAGCACGGAAUUCCAAGGAUGGAACAAAACUCAGAAGAUCCUUCGAUUAAAACCGAAUUCUAAUCACCGUAUGCCUCUGGUCACGAAUUUAGAAGAACAGGAAGAGUGCGUUUCGGAGAAAGUCGUGCAGGUAUCUUGCCAAGAAUUUUCCUGCGGUUCGCACUAUGGCGAGGGACCAACGGCGAGACUAGUCGGUGGAACACCAGCCAGUGAAGGACAAUGGUCCAGCGUGGCUCUGUUAAAGGAACCAAAACACGGUGCUGCUUGCACAGCGAGUAUUCUGGGACCAAUGCACGCACUCGCUAGUUACUCAUGCAUCCACAGAUAUAAGCAGAGCAAUGGAUGGCAACUUUUCACGGGUGAAAAUCUGCUGAAGGCACAUCCCGUGAAAAACAUCAUUCCCUAUCCACAAGUAAAAUACAAUCAAUUUUUAUACAAUAAUGACAUCGCGUUGAUAGAGUUGGAGAAGCCUCUAACAUUCUCGAGGAACGUCAGCGCCGUGUGUCUCCCCAAACAGCGUAUUCAGUUGAGACAGAUAUGCGUAAUGGUAGGAUGGGGAUUCUCCCCGAACGGUGAAGUGGACUUACAGAGAUAUCUGAACUUCCUGCCGUUGCCUACGUUCGAUUCGGAGAAAUGCAAUGCAACUAGCCAUUACGCAGGAUUCAUCACGAAGGACAAUAUCUGUGCAGGAUUCACCGACACAGACAAAGGACCUUGCUACAACGACGAAGGAGCACCUCUAAUGUGUGUCAGUGAAUCUGGUGGAUCCGCCAGAUGGGAGAUUCAAGGGCUGCUGAGCCACCAUAGCAGAUGCUCCAGGGGCCACCCGGCGAUCUACUCCAGCGUGGAGCCGGCGUUAUCUUGGCUACGGAAUUCCGUGCCCGCUUUGCAAACGCAAAGUUAAAUCUCGAUGGAAGAGAAUGCGCGAUUAAACGAGCUACGCGCUAAUCGAAAGGCAAUUUGUCGGAGAGAGGAACCGAUCGAGCAUGGGAGUUCCUGCGGAAAUUGAGAUGAAAACGAUGUACUUAAGUUAUAAUAUCCGUCUGUUAUUUCAAACAUGUUCCUAUUUAAAUACCAAGAACGCGUUCGACGGAUAGCAAUGAAACGGCGGCCAUAAUUCGUUUUGCAUCGGAAAAAGACGUCUCGGAAUGCAGAUGAUCGUUCUUUUUUUUUUUCUACGAUAUAACGCAAUAAUACGCGGCAAGAAACGCGAGAUGAUGGAAGUACAUAUAAUUGGCGAUACAGGAUACUUAUUUACAAUUAAGAAGAAUUUGUAAAUACUGUAUAAAGUGACUGUUUAAUAUGCUUAACGAUGUAAGAGUGUUUCUUUUUCUACAGAUUUAUCGGUCUCUCAAGAAAUGCUGUUUUAUAGGCAUGAGAAAUUCGGAACGUUCAACGAGAUCGUUCGUUCCGCUGAAUAAUCAAUUAUAUAACUGUGUCUGAAACAAAUUCUUGCUGACAUCCGCAGUUUCCUGUUGCACCGAAGCUGCAUCAGCGAAAGUGCAAUGUGACCGACGCGUGUUCGUAAGAAUUGUUUAAACGCGUAUAAAACGAAAACUGACUAUUUAUUGGAAGGCAAGAGACUUAUUUAAAAAGAAAUAAAUACAUGCACGCAAUUAUCCAUUCAAUAAGUUUGUCUCAGAGAUCCUAAGACACGUUUCUAAAGGAUUCCUGAAAUGAACGAUGACGUAGGCUAAGAAAUAGGUAGGACAAAUGUAUAUAAUACAGAAGUAUUUUAAAUAAAAUACAUUGUUACGAA